Molecule: messenger RNA, 1820 nt
Organism: Bacillus rossius redtenbacheri
Lineage: Eukaryota; Metazoa; Arthropoda; Insecta; Phasmatodea; Bacillidae
Product: lysosomal acid glucosylceramidase-like
Exons: 10
Coding region: 64-1593 (509 amino acids)
Biological process (GO): glucosylceramide catabolic process
Molecular function (GO): glucosylceramidase activity
Source: RefSeq, a predicted model, not a curated record
CGCUGGCGGUGAUAACACAGUGCGCAGAGUGGUGACCACGUGUGACCAUUACUACAGCACAAGAUGAAAACCUUCCUCUUAAGCGUCCUGCUGUUCGGAGUGUCGGUGUUGGCCAAGGACUGUGCCGUAAGGAACUACGGCGCCAGCAGCAUAGUGUGUGUCUGCAAUGCCACGUACUGCGACAAGAUAGAGCCCAUAAGUAAGGACUCCAUCUCUGGAGGACACUACACGCACUUCGUCUCCAGCAAGGCUGGCCUCAGGCUCAAACAAACUACGAACAAGUUCGUCCAAUCAGACUCUGCAUUGUCUCUUGAGGACACUCUGAAGCUGACGGUGCAGAGACACGUCCAGUACCAAGAGAUGCUGGGCUUCGGCGGAGCCAUCACCGACUCCACGGCCAUCAACAUCAAGAGCUUGAGCGACAAGGCUGAGGACAACCUCAUGCAGAGUUAUUUUGGCGAAGGUGGGUCGCAGUACACGAUUUUGAGAAAUCCUAUUGGAGCAUCUGACUUCGCCUUAAAAUACUACACCUACGAUGAUGUGACUAAUGACACAGAACUGAAGCACUUUGCUUUGCAUGAAGAAGAUUACAAGUAUAAGAUCCCAAUCAUCAAAAAGGCACGUCAGUUGAACAAGCGAGGGGUAAAACUCUUCGCGUCCGCCUGGUCCGCACCGUACUGGAUGAAGAAAAAUGGCACAGUCUAUGGCACAAGUCAUCUGUUGCCGGAAAACUACCAGCCAUGGGCCAAUUACUACGUCAAGUACUUCGACGCGUACGCCAAGGAGAAUGUGACUUACUGGGGAGUGACUGCCCAGAAUGAACCGACUCAAGGUAACAUCUUUCCCUCUGGAAUCAUCUCCAUGGGCUGGACCGCGGAGCAGCAGAGGGACUGGAUAGCGCAGCAUCUGGGUCCAACCCUGCACAAGGCAGGCUACGACUACCUCAAGCUGAUGAUCAUGGACGACAACAGACCAUUCCUUCCGAAGUGGGCCGAGACGGUGCUUGGCAACAAGACAACUAGCAACUAUGUGUCUGGAAUCGCUGUUCACUACUACUCGGAUACUGGCAGCGACCCGGCAAUCCUUACAAAAACACACCACGAGUUCCCAGACAGGUUCAUUCUCUACACUGAAGCAUGUGAUCUUCAUACCAUAUUCGUCAAAGAUCUGGGGAACUGGGAAAAGGGAGAACGUUAUGGCACCAGUAUUUUGCAGGCGAUUAACAACUGGGUCGUGGGCUGGACGGACUGGAACAUGGUGCUGAACCUCAGCGGAGGGCCCACGUGGACCGCCAAGCCAUACAACGCCCCGAUCAUCACCAACUCCACGGCAGACGAGUUCUACAAGCAGCCCAUGUACUACUUCCUGGCGCACUUCUCGUCCUUCGUGCCGCCCGGCUCCAAGCGCAUUGGACUCUCGGCCGAGGCUUCUGAUAUCCUGUCCACGGCCUUCCUCACCCCGGACCAGGAGACCGUCAUCGUGCUCAUGAACAGCAAUGACACAGCCAGGUCAGUGAUGAUCUCCGACAACAGCAGAGGGAGCAUUGCUGUCGAUGUUCAAGCCAGAAGCAUCCACACCAUCCUCUACAAGUAGAGUUGUCAGUGGCCUUCAAAAUUUGACUGGACGUAGUGUUUGAGAUAUAUAUCAUGUAAAGAAACCUUUUUAAAUCAAUUAUUUUUAAAGCAUUAACUGUAAUUUUGUAAUUUUUUGUCUUCUAUACAAAAAUUUAAAAAAUUAUACAAUAGCAAGAAGUAUGUUUUAAGGAAUUGUUCUUUAAAUGGUGCUGAAAUCAAUGAAAAUAAGAGCAUGUAACUAAACCA